This is a messenger RNA of Lactuca saligna, 600 nucleotides long. The record is from the annotation of a GenBank genome assembly. NCBI's taxonomy places the organism in Eukaryota, Viridiplantae, Streptophyta, Magnoliopsida, Asterales, Asteraceae.
AUGGGAUAUACCAGCUACAUCUUCCUUCUCUCGAAGUUCAGGAAAUCCUUCUUGCCACCAAAGUGGAAUGGACUCUUCCCUAUUAUGUUCAAAAGCCUUUCAGAAUGGGUUUCAGGUUCUGACAGUGCUACCAAGAUGUUCUAUACUCUUUGCUUUGGGCUUUUCAAUGGAGUUAAUUUGGAUUUCGGUUCAAUAAUCUGGACUCAGUUCGUACAGAGCACCAGCUCGACCACUCGACACACGGAAAUUUUGUGUGCUUUUUUCUGGUUGAUUAUGGUCAAAAAGGUGUUGUUGCACUAUCAUGGUCUGACAAUGAUGGACCUGCUGAUGGCAGACAUCCCCAAGCUACAAAGCACAACGUUCAUCAUUAUUGAUCCACGAAAUUUCAAUUUUGUUGGUUCCAUCCCGGAAGUGAUGUUAGCAAAAGUUUCGAUGGAAAAUGACCUCAUUAGGGAGUAUUGUUCCUUGACCUCAUUUGGAAUCUUCCCAAUCCCUAUAGAACUACAAGUUAUCGAUACAGGGGAUAAACCGAAAAUAGGAGGAAAGAGUAAGAAAAAAGCUUCAUCUUCGGAAAUUGUGAGGGUUUCAAAGAAAACCUAA